AUGUCCUCCCUCCCUCGAUCCCUCUCGCGCCUCCUGCGCACGCAAUCGCCAUCAACGGCGACACUCAACCUAAGCCGAACCACAAUCCGUACCGCUCAAACACAAGCUACGGCUUCAACACUCAACCAACCCCCUCCCCCUCCCCCUCACCACCACCACCACCACAGCUUCCAACAUGCGCACACCAAGCCAAAGCCAUCGCCAACCCACAAAUCACAACUCCAAAACCAAACUCAACAACCAAAGACCACUGUGAUUGAAGACCCAAUCUCAACACACCCGCUUCUGCACUCCCUUCGCGCAGAUCCAACACUGAAAGAAACCCGCCCGCACCUCUCCAUGCCACAACAUCUGCGCCCAGCGCACUUCGUCGCGGGAACGCUAGCGGGGGAAAAGAAACUCACCAGUGCGCCGUAUAUGUUCAUCUCGCAGCGCGACACCUCCCCCUCAACAUCCCAACCCGAAUCCACCACCACCACCUCCUCCUCUUCCCACUACCCCCACGCCACAACCCUCUUCCACACAGGCACGCACAUGUGCGGCCACCCUGGCUUCGUACACGGCGGCUUCCUAUCGGUCAUGUUCGACGAGGUCUUUGCGCAUACGGUGUCGCAGGCGUUCCGCAGCGGGACGGGAAUGACGGCGAAUCUGAAUGUGGAUUUUCGGAAGCCUGCGCUGCCAGACAGGGUUUAUGUGCUGCGCGCGGAGGUUGUCAAGGUUGAGGGGAGGAAGGCGUGGGUUGAGGGAACGAUGACGAUGUUGGCGGAUGGUGCGGAUGCAAAGGGGGAGGGUGGGGAUGUUAUGGUUGCGGAGGCGAGGGCGUUGUUUGUUGAGCCGAAGUUUGCGGAGAAGAUGGUGCCUGUGUACCGAAAUUAG
Molecule: messenger RNA, 876 nt
Organism: Aspergillus calidoustus
Lineage: Eukaryota; Fungi; Ascomycota; Eurotiomycetes; Eurotiales; Aspergillaceae
Source: the annotation of a GenBank genome assembly